Molecule: messenger RNA, 549 nt
Organism: Lentinula edodes (shiitake mushroom)
Lineage: Eukaryota; Fungi; Basidiomycota; Agaricomycetes; Agaricales; Omphalotaceae
Exons: 5
Coding region: 1-549 (182 amino acids)
Molecular function (GO): fatty acyl-CoA hydrolase activity
Source: RefSeq, a predicted model, not a curated record
AUGACUACCCAAAACCCAGCAACCAUCUCUGGCAAUGCUUCCGAUAAUAUAAAGACGUUUUUGGUUGAUCCCCAACUCUCCUUCAAUACUCUUGUCGAAGGAAAUUUCACAACAACUUUUGCACAAUGUAUAGUGGAGAAAAUCUACAUUUCCGAGGUCUCGUUGGUUCAGAAUGUGAUAGAACCGUUGAUGCAGGAGAGCAGGGUGGUCUGCACCAUGCAAGUUGCAGAAGAUAUGAUUAACGGGAUGGGAAACCUCCAUGGAGGAUGUUCUGCACUGCUUGUUGACCUCUGUUCAACAUUGGCUAUGGUGGCGCUACAGAUGCAUAUCACCGGAAAGCCCACUGUCACAGUCUCUCAGGCCAUGAACCUCUCGUUUCAUGCUCCAGCUGGACUUGGAGAAAAUCUGCGAAUUAUCAAUACGAGUAUGUCAAUAGGGACAAGAGUUGUAUCAGCCAAAACGGAGAUAUGGAGUGCUACUCAUCACCGUAUGCUUGUUUCCGGUGUUCAUCUGAAAAUGACACCUACUCGCAAGACGAUUAAGUUAUGA